This is a messenger RNA of Antechinus flavipes (yellow-footed antechinus), 1638 nucleotides long. RefSeq names its product low density lipoprotein receptor class A domain containing 3 (gene LDLRAD3). Gene Ontology annotation, molecular function: protein binding. Gene Ontology annotation, cellular component: plasma membrane. The record is from RefSeq and is a predicted model, not a curated record. The transcript has 6 exons. NCBI's taxonomy places the organism in Eukaryota, Metazoa, Chordata, Mammalia, Dasyuromorphia, Dasyuridae. Gene Ontology annotation, biological process: receptor-mediated endocytosis. Bases 31 to 1092 code for a protein of 353 amino acids.
GGGAGCAGCGGGAGCCGCGGCGGCCGCGCCAUGUGGCUGCUGGGGCCGCUGUGCCUGCUGCUGAGCAGCGCCGGGGAGAGCCAGCUGUUGCCUGGGAAUAACUCCACCAAUGAGUGUAACAUUCCGGGAAACUUCAUGUGCAGCAAUGGACGUUGCAUCCCCGGGGCGUGGCAGUGCGACGGGCUACCCGACUGCUUUGAUGAAAGCGAUGAGAAGGAAUGCCCCAAAGCCAAGUCCAAGUGUGGACCGACCUUCUUCCCUUGUGCCAGUGGAAUCCACUGUAUCAUAGGUCGCUUCAGAUGCAAUGGAUUCGAGGACUGUCCAGAUGGCAGCGAUGAAGAAAACUGCACCGCAAACCCGCUACUGUGCUCCACGGCCCGCUUCCAUUGCAAAAAUGGCCUCUGCAUCGACAAGAGCUUUGUGUGCGACGGAGAAAACAAUUGUCAAGACAACAGCGACGAGGAGAACUGUGAGAACUCCCAAGAGGCGGGCAGCGGGCAGGUCUACGUGACACCAGAGAACCAGCUGCUCUACUACCCCAGCAUCACCUAUGCAAUCAUCGGCAGCUCCGUCAUCUUCGUGCUGGUGGUAGCCCUCCUCGCCCUAGUGUUGCAUCAUCAGCGGAAGAGAAAUAAUCUGAUGACCCUGCCUGUACACAGACUGCAGCAUCCCGUGCUUCUAUCCCGCCUGGUAGUUCUUGACCACCCACAUCGCUGCAGCGUCACCUACAACGUCAACAAUGGCAUCCAGUAUGUGUCCAAUCAGGUCUACCACAAUUCCCUGGACUUGGACUCCCCUCCCUCCUACUCCGAAGCCGUGCUGGACCAAAGCAGACCCCCGUGGUUCGACCUCCCUCCUCCCCCGUACUCUUCAGAAGGCGACUCCUUGAGUCAAACAGAGCUGCCCCCCUAUCGCUCGCGAGCCGGGAGCACAGCAAGCUGCAGCCCGGCAGCAGACGGCGGCCUCCUCAGCCCCUCCGACGGUCAGCUCCAGGACAGCGGCAGCUACACCGACCACCCUCAUCCAUCUCCAGAGAGAACGCCGGAGCCAAGUGACUCACUGCUCAGCUCAGGCACGAUGGGGAACCUAUAAAAUCCAGUCAGUUUUUAAAAGUCCAUAUGGGUUAAUCUACUGUGGCUUGUUACCAUGUUGCUAUCUUUAUGCUUAUGGUUGGCCAUUGGUCUUGAGAUCACAAGGAGAUGGGUCAGGGGGACUUGGAGGGAGGGAAAUGGGGCAUUUUUCCAAGGAUCCCAGUUGAUAAGCUUUGUGUUUUACCAUUAGGUCACUCUUGUGCUAUUUCCUCAGGCUCUCAUGAUCAUAAGACUCCCUAUUCAUCAUGCUUCUCUGGCUCUUCCCCUUCCCCUUUUGUGUGUAUCUGUCUCUGUCUCUGUCUCUGUCUCUCUCUCUCUCUUUCCCUUUCCCCCAUUUUUCUCUCUUUUAUUUCUCUCUCCUCUCUCUCCUUUCCUCCCUCUUCCUCCUCCUUCUUCUUUCUCUCUGUCUUUCUAUCUAGCUAGCUAUCUCCUUUUCUCUCUCUCAUUUUCUCUCCCUUUGAUUCCUUCUCUCUCUCUUUCUCUGUGUCUCUCUGUGUCUGUCUGUCUCUCUCUGUCUCUGUCUCUAUACACACACACACACACACAC